CGGAGAGAGCGGCGGGUAGGCGGGGCGAGCGGAAGCUUCCGGCGGGGCCCGGCAGGCGCCGAGGAGGAAGAGCGAUCACGCACGGUACAUCUCUCAGCCUAGUCUCCGCGUUGGCCAGGAUGGCGACUUCAGGCGCGCUGUUUCCAAGCCUGGUGCCAGGCUCCCGUGGGUCCUCCAACAAGUAUUUGGUGGAGUUUCGGGCAGGAAAAAUGUCGUUAAAAGGAACAACUGUCACCCCAGACAAAAGAAAAGGGCUCGUGUACAUUCAGCAGACGGAUGACUCCCUCAUUCACUUCUGCUGGAAAGACAGGACGUCUGGGAACGUGGAAGACGAUUUGAUCAUCUUCCCUGACGACUGUGAGUUCAAGCGCGUGCCGCAGUGCCCCAGCGGGAGGGUCUACGUGCUCAAGUUCAAGGCAGGGUCCAAACGGCUCUUCUUCUGGAUGCAGGAGCCUAAGACGGACCAGGACGAGGAGCAUUGCCGGAAAGUCAACGAGUAUCUGAACAACCCACCGAUGCCUGGAGCACUGGGGGCGAGCGGGAGUGGAGGCCACGAGCUGUCUGCACUGGGCGGCGAGGGCGGCCUGCAGAGCCUGCUGGGGAACAUGAGCCACAGCCAGCUCAUGCAGCUCAUCGGACCCGCCGGCCUCGGAGGACUGGGUGGGCUGGGGGCCCUGACUGGGCCAGGCCUGGCCAGCUUACUGGGGAGUGGAGGGCCUCCGGCGAGCAGCUCCUCAUCCAGCUCCCGGAGCCAGUCAGCAGCGGUGACCCCGUCCUCCACCGCCUCUUCUGCCCGAGCCACCCCAGCCCCUUCUGCUCCAGCAGCUGCCUCGGUGACCAGCCCGAGCCCCACGCCCAAUCCAGGUAAUGGAGCCAGCACGGCAGCCAGCCCAACCCAGCCCAUCCAGCUGAGCGACCUCCAGAGCAUUCUAGCCACUAUGAACGUGCCGGCCGGGCCAGGAGGCAGCCAGCAAGUUGACCUGGCCAGUGUCUUGACGCCCGAGAUCAUGGCACCUAUCCUCGCCAAUGCGGACGUCCAGGAACGCCUGCUACCCUACCUGCCCUCUGGGGAGUCACUGCCACAGACCGCAGAGGAGAUCCAGAACACACUGACUUCCCCCCAGUUCCAGCAGGUAAUGCCGCGGCCCAGCUGCCUGUCUUUACCUCGGCGCCCAUCACCAAGAGUCCCUGGCCUGCUGCCCGUGGCCCCGCCCCGUGCUUGCUCAGAGACGUCUGGCUCUUCUUUGCAGGCCCUGGGCAUGUUCAGUGCGGCCUUGGCCUCAGGGCAGCUGGGCCCCCUCAUGUGCCAGUUUGGCCUGCCUGCAGAGGCCGUGGAGGCCGCCAACAAGGGUGGUAAGUAUUGCUCCUCCGCCUGCUGCUAUGGCAGGACUUGGGGUCCUGUGGUUAAAGGCACAAGCCUCCUUGUUUGCACAACAUAGGGCUGGCUGUCCCCAAGGCCCAGGAAGUUGGCCUCAGGCUUUUCAAUGCGUUGUAGAUGUGGAAGCUUUUGCCAAAGCGAUGCAGAACAGUGCCAGACCGGAGCAGAAGGAGGGCGAUGGGAAGGACAAGAAGGACGAAGAGGAGGACAUGAGCUUGGAUUAAGUUAUUUGCUGUCUUUUACGGGCAGGGCUCCUGGCUGUGUGGGCGAGCAGUGUGUUUGUGGGCCGUCGCACACCCUCACACCUCUGUUCUAACUUGCUAAUAAAUAAAACUUUUUUCUUUUAUCUGCCAA
This is a messenger RNA of Myotis myotis, 1732 nucleotides long. It is a transcript of the gene ADRM1, whose product is annotated as adhesion regulating molecule 1. NCBI's taxonomy places the organism in Eukaryota, Metazoa, Chordata, Mammalia, Chiroptera, Vespertilionidae. Bases 120 to 1439 code for a protein of 439 amino acids. The record is from RefSeq and is a predicted model, not a curated record. Gene Ontology annotation, biological process: ubiquitin-dependent protein catabolic process. Gene Ontology annotation, molecular function: proteasome binding; ubiquitin binding; endopeptidase activator activity. The transcript is spliced from 8 exons. Gene Ontology annotation, cellular component: nucleus; cytoplasm; proteasome regulatory particle, lid subcomplex.